Messenger RNA from Triticum aestivum (bread wheat), 2565 nucleotides. RefSeq lists its product as uncharacterized. Bases 1 to 2565 code for a protein of 854 amino acids. The transcript has a single exon. Lineage: Eukaryota; Viridiplantae; Streptophyta; Magnoliopsida; Poales; Poaceae. The record is from RefSeq and is a predicted model, not a curated record. Gene Ontology annotation, cellular component: membrane.
AUGGUCAUGGAGUCCGAGCCACAGCCUGGUAAUGGUCAUGAACCUCACAAUACCACAAGUCAGCAACAAAAACACCAGUGUGAUGACCAAACACCGAGUAGUGCUGAUGAAGCAGAGCUUCUAUGGAACCUGAGGAAGUACUUGAUCCUGCUGGCAACUUUAUCAACCACUAUCACCUACCAGGCGGGGCUGGCACAACCGGGUGGUCUCUGGGCAGAUAACCAGCAAGGCUACCUUGCCAGUGACGUUGUCAUGUUUCUUAGCCGCACCAAGCGGUACAGGAUGUUCUUCUACUGCAACACAACAGCAUUCAUUAUAUCACUCAUUGUUCUGAUCCUGGUCCUGGUCAGGGAGCUGAGAUGGAAUGCAAUUUGGCUCCGUUCGCUGCAGUUUGCGCUGCUGCUUGACCUGCUCGGGCUUGUGGGGGCCUAUGCUGCCGGGAACCGCAGGGAGGUCAGAACAUCCAUUUAUAUCUGGGUAAUUCUUGUUGGCAUCGUCACAUAUGUCGGGCUUCAUGUAGUAUUCUUCCGCCAUCUAGCUCCUGAAUGGCUUGGAGAAAUAUUCAGGGACAUCCAGAGGUUCUGGGAGGAUUCUAUAGCACACAUUUUCAACAGAAGGCACAACAUAAAACAUGAGCUAGAUGCUCCUAUCCAAGAUGAAAAGGAGUCACUGGAGAAGAAUCACGGUUUCUUUCUGGUUGCAGCUACAUUGGCAGCAACAAAGACAUAUACUGCAGGGUUAAGUCCACCAGGUGGCAGAUCUUACUGGUAUGAUAACAAUGGUAGCCACAUUGCUGGCGACCUGGUGCUUCGAGACAAAUACCCCCUCGGCUUCAACGCGUUUAUGUUCUUCAAUAAAACUGCCUUUUCUGGUUCCUUUGUCAUCAACAUCAUGCUUCUCAGUAAAACGGGAGUGAAUUACAUUGCCAUGUCAAAUGUACUUCGGUUGUGGAUUCUGAUCAGCCUUAUGGCUACUUAUGCCGUAGGGAGUCGCAGGAAAAUCCAUACAUCUAUCUUUGUGUUCUCACUUUUCGGUGCAGUCCUGCUCUACCUCAUCAUUCAAUGGGUUGCUCGUAUAAUGCCUAAGCCAGAAUUUAUCAGGAAGUGCAUCAAGUGGAUGGAAGGAGAGCAGAAAAAGCUAGUCUUGAAGCUAAACUCCUUUAUGGAUAGUUGUAGCAGAUCCAAUGGGCGGGUGCCACGAUUACAGUAUGAUGGACAACAUUCAUGCAGAAAUGGCGCAUCAAGCACUGUUAAUAAUGUGAAAGAUGACUUGGGGAAGUUGCAGACAUACCUUUUAUGGUUUGCCAUCCUUGCUGCGACUAUUACAUACCAAGCUGGGUUGCAUCCCCCCGGUGGGUUUUGGCCACGCAGUCGAGAUCCAAUUCUCGAGGCCAUCAAUCCCAUUCGGUACAAAGCAUUCUACUACUGCAACGCCACUGCAUUUGUGUCAUCAUUGGUUAUCAUCAUGCUACUCCAGAGCCAGCUGAUCACCAUAGGCGCCAUGAAACGACAUGUGCUGCAGAUAGCCAUGGGUUUUGAUCUCUUCAGUAUAAUGGGGGCAUAUGCUGCUGGGAGCAGCCGGACUUUAUCCACACAAAUGUAUGUGAUAAUCUUAGUCAUCCUUGUUCAUAUUGUGCUAUUUGUGGACGCAAGAGUUCCUGAUGGAUCAGCUCAGCAGCAAGAUGAUAACGCUGAAGCAAAACGUUUGCAGAAGCGGCACAAGUUUCUAAUGCUGCUCGCAGUUCUGGCAACAUCCAGCACAUAUCAAGCCGGCAUAAGCCCACCAGGUGGCUUCUGGACUGACAACAGGGAUGGCCACCAGGCAGGUCACCCAUUGUUCAGCGAUGCGUUUCCACGCCGUUACAAGGCUUUCAUCUACUUCAAUUCCACUGCUUUCAUGGCAUCAUUGGUUUUAAUUGUGUUGCUUGUUAGCAGAAGGCUGUGUCACAGGGGACUGCGGGGAUACACACUGCAUGCAUGCGUGCUACUAGAUCUGAUCAGUCUCAUGGGUGCUUUUGUCGCUGGAAGCUGCAGAACAGUGUCGGCAUCGGUUUAUGUCAUCCUGAUCUCGGCUGUUGUUUUUGCCUGUAUCAUGAUUCAGGUUCUACUACUGAAAUUUACAAAAGAUAUGGUAAUUGACUUCUUUGACUGGAUGUUUCACAUCACUGCUUUCAAGCGUCUGAAUUUACCCAAGAAUUGUGGUGGAAGCAUCAAAGGGAACAAGAAAACUAGCCAAAAAUGGCGUGAAGAUUUGAUGCUGAUUGGAGCUUCCGCAGUGUCUUUUGCUUACCAAGCUGGGCUCCUUCCUCCAGGUUUCCUUUGGGUUGCUGACUGCGAUGGAUAUUUCACACGUGAUCUAACCAUCUAUGAUACCCAUCCGGUGCAGUAUAAGGUAUUCUUCUACUGCAAUGCCACAGUGUUCAUGGCAUCGACGGUCGUAGUCAUCCUUCUGCUGAACACCACAAUGAGGAAGUACAAGGGAUAUGCCCUUGCCAUGAAAACAGCAAUGAUGAUGGGCUUGCUUGGUCUGCUCGGGGCGUAUGCUGCAGGCAGCUGCAGGACCUGA